CCGUGCGCCCUGCCUCGUCCUCAUGGCCUACCUGAGCCCCUCACAGCUCCAGAAGUUUCAGGAGGAUGGAUUCCUGGUGCUGGAAGGAUUCUGGUCUGCAGACGAGUGUGUGGCCAUGCAACGGAGGAUUGGCGAGAUAGUGGCUGAGAUGGAUGUCCCUUUCCACUGUCGCACGGAAUUUUCCACCCAGGAGGAGGAGCAGCUGAGGGCCCAGGGCAGCACAGACUAUUUCUUGAGCAGCGGCGACAAGAUUCGGUUCUUCUUUGAGAAAGGCGUCUUUGAUGAGAAAGGAAAUUUCCUGGUCCCUCCGGAGAAAUCCAUCAACAAAAUUGGCCAUGCUCUGCACGCCCAUGACCCUGUCUUCAGGUGUGUCACACAUUCCCCCAAGGUGCAGGCUUUGGCCAGAAGUCUGGGCCUCCAGAUGCCCGUGGUGGUGCAGAGCAUGUAUAUCUUUAAGCAACCUCACUUGGGCGGCGAAGUCUCCCCUCACCAGGAUGCCUCCUUCCUGUAUACGGAGCCUCUGGGCCGGGUGCUGGGCGUGUGGAUUGCUCUGGAAGACGCCACGCUGGAGAAUGGCUGCCUCUGGUUCAUCCCUGGCUCCCACACAGGUGGAGUGUCGAGAAGGAUGGUCCGGGCGCCUGCUGGCUCGGCGCCUGGCACCAGCUUCCUUGGGACCGAGCCAGCCCGGGAUAACAGCCUCUUUGUGCCCACACCGGUGCGGAGAGGGGCCCUCGUCCUAAUCCACGGAGAAGUGGUGCACAAAAGUGAGCAGAAUUUCUCCGACUGCUCACGCCAGGCCUAUACUUUCCACCUCAUGGAGGCUGCUGGCACCGUCUGGAGCCCAGAUAACUGGCUCCAGCCGACAGCUGAGCUGCCCUUUCCCCCACUGUACACCUAAAGGCCCUCUGAGGGCAGGGACGCCACCCCCUCUUGGGAGAAGCUGUGGGCCACCAAAGCCAGCGCCUCAACCCACCGCCCAGCUGCGAUGGGGAAUUCGUGUCUCUUCUCCAGGGCUUUCCUUCUGCUGGUGUCUGUGCAGACAGGCAGGCAUGAGCAGAAGGCUGGGCUGGGUGCCUUCCCCGACAUCUGUCUCUGUCCGUCCCUCUACCCCAACACAACCUCCCCCUAGAGGCAGCCUCACGGCCAUGAAAGGGUUCUGGCUGUUUCUCUGCCGGCUUCUCACUCGUCGUCUCCCCUCUCACAUGGAACUCUUGGUCAUUAUGGUGGGAGACACUGAAUAAAAAAGACUUCCAAAUGCA
This is a messenger RNA of Lipotes vexillifer (Yangtze River dolphin), 1259 nucleotides long. It is a transcript of the gene PHYHD1, whose product is annotated as phytanoyl-CoA dioxygenase domain containing 1. NCBI's taxonomy places the organism in Eukaryota, Metazoa, Chordata, Mammalia, Artiodactyla, Lipotidae. The transcript is spliced from 11 exons. The coding region runs from base 23 to 898 and encodes 291 amino acids. The record is from RefSeq and is a predicted model, not a curated record.